AUGUGUAACAAACACGCUUUCUGUUCAACGUGUUUAGAAAGCCGCCCUAACGUCCGUUCAUCCAUUCAUCUUCUUCGCUCAACUGCUCAACUCACAGCUUUCCCCUUUGCACCAUCAUCUACGCUAACUCACACCUUCAUCUUCCCUCGAUCUUCUUGCCUUCUCUCUUUCUCUCUCGUUACUAAUCUACAGCUAAUCACAUUCCAGGCUCUUUGGGAAAGUGAGAUCUCAUCUAAUUCUUCACCUGAAAUAGAUGGAGAACCAGGAUGAAAUCCCAGUGGAACCAGAAACGGAAUCCUCAACAUUCAUCUCUGCUUAUGAAGCUGAUGAUUGGUCCAAUUAUAAGGACAGUGAUGUUAUGCUACAACAAUCUGCAAUAUUUGAAGAGGAUGCAGCCAAGUCUCCGUUUGUUGGUGAUAAGGAACCUCUCUCUUCAUUGGAAGCUGAGUAUAAGUCUGGAAGCCCCAUUUUACUGGAGAAAAUUAAGGUGCUGAGUGAACAAUAUGCUGCCAUCAGAAGAACACGUGGAGAUGGGAACUGUUUCUUUCGGAGCUUCAUGUUCUCUUACCUUGAACAUAUUCUGGAAUCACAAGACAUAGCUGAGGUUGAGCGCAUUAAAACAAAUGUAGAAAAAUGCAAAAAGACUCUUCAGGGCUUAGGCUAUGCUGAUUUUACAUUUGAAGAUUUUUUCGCAUUGUUCAUUGAGCAGCUUGAAAGUGUUGUUACAGGGAAUGAAGCUCCUAUAAGUCAUGAUGAGCUCAUAGUUAGAAGUCGCGAUCAGUCAGUAUCCGAUUAUGUUGUGAUGUUUUUCAGAUUCGUGACCUCUGGAGAAAUAAGAAAACGUUCGGAAUUUUUCGAACCAUUCAUAUUCGGUUUAGCAAACUUAACCGUGGAACAGUUUUGCAAGACAUCAGUGGAACCAAUGGGUGAAGAAAGCGACCACGUCCACAUUACAGCAUUGUCCGACGCGUUGGGGGUACCGAUUCGUGUUGUGUAUCUUGAUCGUAGCUCUUGUGACACCGGGGGCAUAAGCGUAAAUCACCAUGAUUUUGUUCCAGCCUCUGAUGACAAUGACACAUCAUCAAGUGCUGCAGGGGGCUCUGACACAAACUCAAACCCAAUCCCGUUCAUUGUCUUGUUGUACCGACCGGGUCAUUAUGACAUACUGUACAGAAAGUGAAACUCUCGUGUAUUCUGGUAAUAAUAAUAGGGCGUGGAUGAAGAGCUGAAGGGGAGUUGGGAGUUAGGGUUUGAAAACGUUUUUUUUUUUUUUUUUUUUUUUCAUUUUGUAAGUGAAUACAAGGUGUUAAUGUUUUCUUGAUGAGAUAAACGAACGUGUUU
Molecule: messenger RNA, 1341 nt
Organism: Lactuca saligna
Lineage: Eukaryota; Viridiplantae; Streptophyta; Magnoliopsida; Asterales; Asteraceae
Source: the annotation of a GenBank genome assembly